Messenger RNA from Callorhinus ursinus (northern fur seal), 1902 nucleotides. Lineage: Eukaryota; Metazoa; Chordata; Mammalia; Carnivora; Otariidae. The record is from RefSeq and is a predicted model, not a curated record.
CGGGGAGCAGCAGCUCCGCACGAAGUAGCCGGUUCUGUGCCGUGUCCCCUCCCCGAGUCAGUCGGCUGGGCCCCCGCGUCCAACGACGCCCUCGCUGGCUCCCCUCCGCGCUGGGGCUUCCAGGGUUCAGGUCCUCACCUGGGACCGCGUCUCUCCUUUGGGGACAGCCGCAUAUUCUUGGGCGCAGAGCAUCCUUGGGCUGCUUCUUCCUGGCUGGCGAAGAUCCCGGAGCUUCCCCUGAGCAGAAGCAGCAGCUCGUGCCCGAGUGCUUUGUGGGACUGGAGCCGGCAUAACUGGCCAAGUAAGUGGGCUCCUCCCUAACAGUCGAGCUGGACUCUGCUGAUACCCACGUUUCUUCAUUCCCGAGGUGACCUGGAAUUUUCUGCAAGUUCUGCUCCAAGGACAUGGUGCACUUCACAUCGUUCUCAGUCAAACUAAUUUUUCCGUCCUGAGGUUACCCGUGGAAACCCGUUUGAAGGUUAUGGACGAUAAGCCCGACCCUGGAACCCUGAGUGAGAAUUCGGAAGUUCUCUUCUCCUUUGGGGUGAUAGCAGAUAUCCAAUACGCUGAUUUAGAAGAUGGCUAUAACUUCCAAGGAAACAGACGAAGAUACUACAGACACAGUCUGUUUCACUUACGGGGUGCUAUCGAGCACUGGAAUGGGGAGGGCAGCCUGCCCCGCUGCGUGCUUCAGCUUGGAGAUAUCAUUGACGGGUAUAACGCACAGUACAAAGUGUCUGAAAAGUCGCUUGAACUUGUUAUGAACACGUUCCAGAUGCUUAAAGUCCCCGUUCAUCACACGUGGGGGAACCACGAGUUCUAUAACUUCAGCAGAAACUACCUAACAAAUUCUAAACUUAACACAAAGUUUCUAGAAGACCAGAUUGUGCACCAUCCCGAGACUGUGCCUUCGGAGGAUUACUAUGCUUAUCAUUUUGUCCCGUUCCCUCAAUUCCGGUUCAUUUUACUGGAUGCUUACGACUUGAGCGUCUUAGGCGUGGAUCAGUCCUCUCCAAAAUACCAGCAGUGUCUGAAGAUACUGAGGGAGCACAAUCCAAAUUCGGAGUUGAAUAGUCCGCAAGGACUUUCUGAGCCCCAGUUUGUCCAGUUUAAUGGAGGAUUCAGCCAAGAGCAGCUGAACUGGUUGAAUGAAGUUCUUACGUUCUCUGACACAAACCAGGAAAAGGUGGUGAUUGUGAGCCAUCUUCCCAUUUACCCAGAGGCCUCUGACAGUGUGUGCCUGGCCUGGAAUUACAGAGAUGCCCUGGCAGUCAUUUGGUCUCACAAGUGUGUGGUGUGUUUCUUCGCUGGUCACACUCACGAUGGUGGCUACUCUGAGGAUCCUUUUGGUGUGCACCACAUCAACCUAGAAGGGGUUAUUGAAACGGCUCCGGACAGCCAGGCUUUUGGCACCGUUUAUGUCUACCCUGACAAAAUGAUGUUGAAAGGGAGAGGCCGAGUUCCAGAUAGAAUUAUGAAUUAUAAGAAGGAAAACGCUUUCCAGCUUUAGUCCCAUUUAUCUUGUUUACCGUUCUAGAGAGUGGUGGUUGAGCGUUGUGUUUUUAUUUACCCCCCCCCAAAUCCUCAGGCUCAUUGUGUAGUAUUCUAUUUGCAUAACAAAAUGUAUUUAUGGCCUCAGUGUGGGUUAGCUCAUGAGAUACUCUGAAAUGUCAUUUUUGGAUAAUCUAUCCAGUGCUGAGGAUUGGAAACAAAAUGAAUGAAAAAUGAAAGCAGCCUGAAUCAGCCAGGGAGGAGACAGAACGGGGUGGUAUAGUUCUCAAAACUGACUUCAUUUAGCCUUAUCUGACAUUUUUUUACUUUUUACAAGGAGGAUGUAUUCAUGUAUUAACUAUGUAACUUAAAAUUCGUAAUAAAAAAAUAAAAUCAGCUCAGGUAAACUUU